AUGUCGGAUGCCUCGAGCUGGGGGCAGAGGGCAGGGAGGAGGGUGCGCGUGAGCUGGCCCCAGGGCCUGGGCGAGAAGGGCGCGGAGGAGGGCCGCUGGGACGCUGGAGCGAGCGCCAGAGCCGUGGCUCUGCCCGCUGCAGCCGGGUUCGGCAGCUCCCUCUUCCCAACUCCUCCAGGGCACAAAGUUUACUCCGAAGCCGCGGCGCCGCGCAGAGGGAGCUCUGCCCAAGUGUGCCCGCGCUCCCGCGCCUCGGCGGGGCUGCUCUCGCGCCCUCCGCGGGCCUCCACGUCCCUCGCUCGCAGGCCAGGUGCACCCGCUCUGCCUCCUGCCCGCCGCCCCCAGCUCCCACCCUGCCAGGCUGGAACCCAACCGGAGGGCCUCCGCACAGAACUGGGCUGCGGGACGGAGCCCCCGCCCUCGGCCAGCGUCGGGAGCCGACCCGAGCCGGAGUGGCGCAGCGCCCGGGCCGCGUUGGCCUCAGGCGCCAGGAGGCGGGACAGUCUCGCCCCCCGCCCCCAGCCUGGGACCUCCAGCCUCCCUACCCACCCUGCCCUAGACCCUCAGCCCCAGACGAGCCUCACCUUUCUCGAAAACUCGGAGCCGCUGCCUGGGAAACGCGCUGUGAAGACUUUGUCCGAGUCUCACGCAGGACGCCCGAUGCUGCUUGGAACAGAGUUGGACCAAAAAUGUUUUGACUGGCUCGUUAUGACAAGGCAAUCCGUCAUGCUUGGAUAGAUUGAUAGCAACCAAGUUCAGUGCAAACACCAGGAGGGAAAACCCGCACGGCUCUGUGGACCCGAGGCUAGCCAGGCAGUCUCCGCAGACUUUGAACAACCCCAUCAGGAGGAGAGAAUGAAGUUCCAGGCCCGGUUCAGUUAAUCUGCUCGCAAAACUGCCGAGGAGUGGCUGUCGGGCUAAGAAAGGAGAAGACGCUCUCACACUCUCCCGGGUUCAUUGCAGAGAAACCAGGACACGUCUGUGUUCCCCGGGAGCUCUGGGGGUGGAAGUCCCGACACUGCGACAGCAGCCUGGACGCCCAACUUCUUGUUUCUGUCCAAAGAUUGCUACUCCCAAGGCGUGGUCCCCAGGACUCCAGGUCCCCCAGAUCCCUACCUACUUCCCGUCCUCCCUCACUAGAAAGUCUCAAGAUUUUAAGAUGCUAGCUGUGGCAAUUGCUUCGGAGCCCUCUGCCGCCAACACUCUGGGAAGCAGGGGAGGGAGGAUUUCUCACUGCAGUAAGAUUUGACCCGUUAAUGAUGUGCCAGGCGCGGGCAGGCGCUUCAUGUAUAUUUAGUCCACCUAGCAGCUGUGCGGAGAAGGCAUUAUUAUUGCCCCCAUAUUACAGAUGCGGACCACUGAGGCUCAGAAAGGUUAAGUGAGUUGCAUAAGGUCAGGUCUUUAAUGAGUGAUGGAGACGGAUCCCAGACACGGUCAGUGAUAUGCCAAGACAUCUCCUGUCCACCCUGGUCACACCUCUGUCCACUCUGGCCAGACUGACGCCAGACUGGGCGGGAGGUACCUUGGGAGAGAUUUGGCUUCCCUGCUGUGGGGGCCAGAGGAAGAAGCGCAGGUAAAGAAGGCCCUCCCAAGGCCCUCCCGGUAUGCCUACUGCGCUGUUCCUGACCUGUCUGAUUCCAGCUCCCCCAAGCCCUGCGUCACAGGGCAGGCACGGGUCAGUCUCAGGCGACAGGACCCUAGGGCCCAGAUGGCACGGGAACCUCGCUUGAAGGAGACAGGGAAAAGUUUGAAGCCGCGCUCAGAAGGCCCCGGAGCGAACCAGACCGUCUCCAGGGGAAUGUACC
Molecule: messenger RNA, 1805 nt
Organism: Microcebus murinus (gray mouse lemur)
Lineage: Eukaryota; Metazoa; Chordata; Mammalia; Primates; Cheirogaleidae
Source: RefSeq, a predicted model, not a curated record